Messenger RNA from Ostrinia furnacalis (Asian corn borer), 3162 nucleotides. It is a transcript of the gene cry2, whose product is annotated as cryptochrome 2. The record is from RefSeq and is a predicted model, not a curated record. NCBI's taxonomy places the organism in Eukaryota, Metazoa, Arthropoda, Insecta, Lepidoptera, Crambidae. Gene Ontology annotation, cellular component: cytoplasm; nucleus. The coding region runs from base 397 to 2709 and encodes 770 amino acids. The transcript is spliced from 10 exons. Gene Ontology annotation, molecular function: DNA binding; FAD binding. Gene Ontology annotation, biological process: entrainment of circadian clock by photoperiod; negative regulation of DNA-templated transcription; circadian regulation of gene expression.
UAAAGUCACGUUGUAGUCACGUUGCAAGCGGCGUGGACUUUUCUGACAACUGUGUGGUUUUCUACGAUACGAUAGAGUUUGUUUGCUUCUUGUCGUUUUUACUAAGCACGGCGUAAUGAAUUCAUGUUCUGGACCAAGAAAAUAGGAAUAAACACAUCUAACGGUGUAGUGCGAGGUUUCAACUAGAAUUCAGUGCUAAAAGUGAUUAAAACAAAUCAAAAUUCUAAGCGGUUACACUGUGUAAUACUUGUCUUUAUUUCUCCAAUAGUGUUUUUAAUUUUGUAACAAAAUAACAGUGACUCUUUGAACUCGCCAGUGGAUUACAAUUAUCCGGGCCAGCUUUACUAUAAUAUCAAGGAUAUUCAAAGUUAAUGCCAUGUGGGUGACGAGUUAGGUAUGUCGGCUGCAGCGGAGACGCUGCCGACAGCGUCAAGUGCGCGCACGCAUGCGACCCUAGCGACCGCCCCCACCGGCCCGCAGCGCUGUUCCACCGGGAAACACAUCGUUCAUUGGUUCCGCAAAGGCCUCCGACUCCACGACAACCCGGCCUUGAGAGAGGGCCUCAGCGACGCAGUCACAUUCCGAUGUGUCUUCAUAAUCGAUCCCUGGUUCGCUAGCUCGUCGAAUGUUGGGAUAAACAAAUGGAGAUUCUUGUUACAAUGCCUGGAAGACCUGGACAGCAGUUUGAGGAAGCUAAAUUCCCGGUUGUUCGUGGUGCGCGGACAACCGGCCGACGCCCUGCCGAAACUCUUUCGCGAGUGGGGCACCACAGAACUCACGUUCGAAGAAGACCCUGAGCCCUACGGUCGUGUCCGGGACCACAAUAUCAUGUCCAAAUGCCGAGAAGUCGGCAUCACCGUCAUAUCUCGUGUUUCGCACACACUCUACAAAUUAGAUAAAAUUAUAGAGCGCAAUGGUGGGAAAGCACCGUUGACAUACCAUCAGUUCCAAGCGCUGAUAGCGAGUAUGCCACCGCCGCCGCCCGCCGAACCCGCCAUCUCGACGGAAACGCUAAACGGUGCCACGACACCGGUCUCCGACGAUCACGACGAUCGCUUUGGAGUCCCUACCCUCGAGGAGCUUGGCUUCGAGACUGAAGGACUGAGGCCUCCGGUGUGGAUUGGCGGUGAGAGCGAAGCUUUAGCUAGAUUGGAGAGGCAUCUCGAACGGAAAGCAUGGGUAGCUUCAUUUGGGCGGCCUAAAAUGACUCCGCAAUCUCUAUUGGCUAGCCAAACAGGGCUGUCACCCUAUUUGAGGUUUGGGUGCUUAUCAACAAGGCUAUUCUACUACCAAUUAACGGAAUUGUACAAAAGAAUUAAGAGGGUGCGACCACCUCUUUCUUUACACGGACAAAUACUUUGGCGAGAAUUUUUCUACUGCGCCGCAACGCGGAAUCCAAAUUUCGACCGUAUGGAAGGCAAUCCCAUAUGUGUUCAAAUACCAUGGGAGAAAAACCAGGAGGCUUUAGCAAAAUGGGCGAACGGUCAAACUGGUUUUCCAUGGAUUGAUGCGAUCAUGAUACAGCUGAGAGAGGAAGGCUGGAUCCAUCACCUGGCGCGACAUGCCGUGGCAUGCUUCCUUACCAGAGGUGACCUUUGGAUUUCAUGGGAGGAAGGAAUGAAGGUGUUUGACGAGUUACUACUGGAUGCGGACUGGUCGGUGAAUGCGGGCAUGUGGAUGUGGCUCUCCUGCUCGUCUUUCUUCCAACAGUUCUUCCACUGCUACUGUCCUGUCCGAUUCGGAAGGAAAACUGAUCCUAACGGGGAUUUUAUCAGACGCUACAUUCCCGCGCUGAAGAACAUGCCGACGCGCUACAUCCACGAGCCGUGGGUGGCGCCGGAGUCGGUGCAGCAGUCGGCGCGCUGCAUCGUGGGUCGCGACUACCCCAUGCCCAUGGUGGACCACGCCAAGGCCUCGCAAAUCAACAUCGAGCGCGUCAAGCAAGUCUACGCACAACUCGCUAAAUACAAACCACAAGCUAUAUUGAAUCCACAUAAUCUUCAGAGACCGAAUGUUAUGCAAUCUUCGCCUAGUCCGACGUCCAUAAUCGCGAAUAUAAAUCAGUCGAACUACUUGUGUAGUCAAGCACCGGACCCUCAGCCCACUACUGCAUCAAAGUCGGACGGUUUCGAUAAAGACGCGAUUGUGUUCCAACAUCCCAGUAGCAACUCACGACGGGACGGCAAGCACACGCAGUUCAAGAAAGUCGUCAUCGUACAAACACAAAGCACUAACGUCGCUCGCCCGCCGACUCCGGAACGCCCCAACCGUUGUUCACCGCAACCCAAUUUCAUUAUCAAUCUGGACGCAUACAAAACAAAUCCAGGCAUGGAUACCACACAAGAACAAAGCAAACAAGACAACUAUAACUUCAAGAACCUAGCCAUCAAUAAUUACAUACAAGAUUAUUCUAAUACUUCCGAGUAUCGGAACCAGCAGCUGAAUAAAGAAGAGGCAUAUCAACAGGACGUCAAAACCAACAGUUUCGGUUUUCUAAAGCCAAAGUUCUACUUGUCCUACACGGAUAACGGAGUUUCACGAAUUGCAACCGCUCGUGCAGCGACACAAAAUGAGAUAAAUAAAGAAACUGCAAGCGAUCCGGAAAAAGAGAAGUCGGAAAGUAAUUUGCACUCAUCAACUAUGCAGACUGCUGAGUUUCAAGAGUCUUCUAAGACUGUAUAUGAUCCCAACACGAAAAACACAGAAUAGUGAAACUAUAUGACACAAACUGCAUUAUUGACAACUAAUAUUUUGUGCACUUAUGCUACUGCCGCCACUGAAAAAGUGAUACAAUGAAUGCAAACAAUAAUAAAAGGAUAUUUAGAUAACAUUUAACUAAAAAGGAAGCUGGAUACAUCAUUCCUUAUAUCAAUAGUAUCGUAAUCCCUUAUUUUUAAAUAGGUGAUUUAUUUAGAUCACGUUUGAAUAAAUUCUGCAUAAUAUAGUGUACUACUAAGGGUAUAUAAAACUUAACUAAUUCUCCAAAGAAUUUACUGUGUGUUCUCCAAAUCUGUAAAUUAAUGUUAGAAAGAACUUAGCUCCAUUUUUAGUUUCGGACACCAUCGAUCAAACCACCCUGCCCUGAGAAGAUUAACGUAAAAUGUUUACUCACUGAUAGUUCGAAAAAACUAUUGUAAUAAAUUAAUCAUUACUACUAUCAAA